AUGCAUGAUUUUCUAACUACUAAACAUUUUGAUUUAGAACAUCAAGAAUUUGACGAUCCCAAAACGUGCGAGAAACUCAUUUGUAACGGUCGUCCUUGUGCAAAAUGUCAUAUGUGUCGUGAUUGGCAUUUUACCGGAGAUUACGAUACAUGGACACGGAUCACCAAUUGGGAGAAUUGGACAAAAGAUGAAUGGAAUCGUUUUCGCAAUGAUGGUAUUCGUAACAAUUUUAAGGAACGUGAUGGUGCCACAUUUGUUGAACAAACAAGAAAACAUUUAGAAGAAAUUGUUUCUACACAUAUGGAAUUAAUUUUAUCAAAUGAUUGGAAAGGUUUACUUGAAUUAACAAAUGCUAAUGGAAAAUUAUGUUCUCAUUCAUAUUCUGUUCAAGCUUUUAGAAGCUUUAUAUGA
Messenger RNA from Adineta steineri, 411 nucleotides. Lineage: Eukaryota; Metazoa; Rotifera; Eurotatoria; Adinetida; Adinetidae. The record is from the annotation of a GenBank genome assembly.